Lytechinus pictus (painted urchin) is the source of this 6032-nucleotide messenger RNA. RefSeq names its product beclin 1-associated autophagy-related key regulator-like. The transcript has 11 exons. Gene Ontology annotation, biological process: mitophagy; autophagosome assembly; cellular response to starvation. Gene Ontology annotation, cellular component: phosphatidylinositol 3-kinase complex, class III; extrinsic component of phagophore assembly site membrane; extrinsic component of omegasome membrane. Lineage: Eukaryota; Metazoa; Echinodermata; Echinoidea; Temnopleuroida; Toxopneustidae. The coding region runs from base 22 to 1596 and encodes 524 amino acids. The record is from RefSeq and is a predicted model, not a curated record.
UGUGAUAAAUUAGCGUUAAAGAUGGCGACUUACAUAGACGGCGAAGAAAAUUUUCCGGACGACGAAAAUGGACGUUUUAUUCCUCAUUUUGGUAUUGGAGGGAUGUGUAUUGCAUUUGAGAAGUGCCCAUUGUGUUUCACUGCAAGAAGGCCGUUUACAUGUGAAAGAUGUUUGGAGAAUGGGGAUUUCAGUCAUUCAUCAAGCAAAAGUUCCACCGAGUCGGAGACUGACCCGCACCCGGAGGAGAGGUAUUGUGAAAAACUUGACAGACUUCUAAGGCUGAGAAGUGAGAGAGACAGGUUGUUGUCAAAACUUGCCAAUAGACUUAAGGAGAGGAAUUCAGUUGCAGAUAAGCAAUGGGAGGUAUCACUCAUGAAAGGAAGGUUAGAAUGGACUCGAAUGGCAAUACAAGAUGAAAGAAUCAUGAUGGAAAAGGAUAAGCAAUCAUUAAUUAAACAUCUGGAUGAACUAAGAGCUGUAAAGGCAAAGAGAGAAGAACAUAACAAGAAAGUGCUCAAAAUACAGAAAUAUCUAGAGCACAUUAGAACCAAUAUAGACAGCCGUAAGGAAUCACUGGAGGAGAAAAAUGAGCAACUGAGAACAAAGAGGCAGGCAAAAGUAGAGCAGCUAUUACAUUAUGUAUUCCCCAUCACUGAAAUACAGCACACGAGCCCUAGAGAGGAGAGUUGGCAGGAGGAAGUACGACAGAUGUCUGAGUCUGAAGCUGAUGAGAAGUCAUCAGAAGAUGAGCUAGUCGCCGCAUUAGCUGAAGCCAGAAGGACAUCAUAUGUCAGAGGUCGCUGGGUAGAAACUAUCAACAAUGGAGAAGCACAUUAUAGUAUCGUCCAUCCGUAUGUCAGGGUACCAGCCAAUGGAGAUUACUCUGCUUAUAUAGCAUGUACUCUGACAGGUGAGACUGAUGUCCCUGAUCCCGAUGCUGAAUUAGAUCUUCAGAAUCCUGGACAUCAAGUAUCAGCAGCUCUAUGUUAUACAGCUCAAUUAAUAGCUCACCUUGCCAAUACAUUAGAUGUUCCUCUAGUUAGGAAGGUUCAUUUUAGUCGAUUCUGCAAAUCUGAACUCAGUCUUCGGGAGUUUUCUUCAGCAGUUGAGAAGCUCAAUAGUAGUGUGCUCUUCCUGUGCUUUAGUCAAGCUAUUCCACCUGAUAAGCUUCACCCUCAUUAUACGCUGAGAAAUCUCAUUACUAUGGUAGACAGCAAACACCAACAUUAUGGAAGGACGGGUGAUUUUGAGAUUCACAGUGACCUUCUCCUAGCCACAUUAACCACACCAAACAUGACCAGCAUGCUGAGUGGAUCAGGUAGUGAGAGCCAACAGGAUUCUCCUGAUGAUGAUGGUGCUAGCAUUGGAUCAGCAGACCAAGAGGAAUGGGAAACAGUUCCAACGACUCUACCCCUUCUCCCUCAAGCAUGCGGUGGAGUAAGUGAGGAAGGGAACACCCCCUCACCGCCAGAACCUAGUCCUUCAAUGAUGAGUGCUUCCAACUUGCCACAAGCCCCUGGUGGUCUGGUAUCAUCGGCGGUAGCAUCGGUUGCAUCACUGUGGAGAACUGCCACUAGUCAACUAGAGAAAAGAUGAUGAAGGUACCAAGGGGAGGAGGUAAUACUCUCCUUUAUCAUUCUUUUGUAAUACAGUUUAUUAUAAUCUGAAAUGUGUAUGAAGUGAUUCCAUAUGUGCUGCAAAUGACUGUUAAAGAGAAAUGGCUUGGUAAAAUGCAGGAAUAAUUUAAAAUUUGAUACAUUACAUUUAAAAUGACUCUCUUUUUUACCUUCUGUUUGAAGAAGUUACUUGAUGAGAGAGGAUUUUCAGAGUGAAUAGAGAAUAUGCCCAAAGACCUACAUUUACAUGCAAUACACAUAUAAUAUUUCCCAUCAAUGCACACAUUACACAUGCAUAUAGCAUGUCACAAAGGAAUUUGCAGGUCAUGCACAUAUUUUCUGACAUAUGAUAUACAGGAUACUGGUACAGGCAAUAAAUCAUCACAAACAUCACAUUAUAAUGAAAAGCUCUUCAAUGUAUUUAAUUCUUUCACAAAAAUUCCUUCUCUGAAAUUUGUAAAUGUAAAAAAGUAUAUGAAUGUCAAACUGAGAAUUGAAUUGAAAUUGAGUAAGUGAGCCUCUUUAUGAUGACAUCGGUCCAAUAGGGUUCAUAAUUUAUGUUAGUGGGUCAUCCAGUCUUGGAUGGAAGACACUUCUGACUAUUUCUCUUUGAUUGUUGAGCCAUUUGCAGUAUAUCUGAAUUCCUGCCAUAAAUUAAAGUACAUAAAACUGUUACACAUAACAUGUUUAUUGCAAUUUUUGUGAUUGAAAAGUCUAGAGAUUAAUGUGUUUUAAGAUUUAGACCAUUUGUAUUUUAAUUAGGGAAGCUUACAAGUAUGGCACAAUCAUAGCAGAAUUAAAUUCAAUAAGUUUUUGUUCUGUUAUUUAGCUUUAUGUUUAUUGCAUGUACUUGAGCUUUACAUAUGCGGAUGUGUCAGCCUUCUCUGUAUUGGCUUUGAUGUACCCUGACUGUUGUGUGGUGAAUCUUCAAGAGAUUGCUUUGUAAAUCCUGAAAGGGGAGAUGGGGCUGGUAUUCCUCAACCCCUACCCCUUCCGGGGAGCAUUUCACGGAGGGAAUUGUUGGAUAUUUUAUCUGACAAUUAUCCCACAGAUAUGAUGGGAACUGUGAUUCUCAGCCAAUCAAGAUAAAAAAAGUUGUCAGAUCCAACAACUUGUCGGACAAAAAGGUUGAUGAACUCUCCUGGAUCCACCCCUGAAUGUUUAACAUCAUUCUUUUUAUUAGUCUUGAAGAUAAAUGUCAGUUGUAGUACUGAUUUUAGAACAAGGUUUUACAGAAUUCAACAAAUUGACCACCCAGGUGUUGGUAUGAAUAAAUAAACUAGAAAUUUGACGUGUCCACACACAGAUGCCCCCGCUUCACGCGAUCAGAAAUUCAAUCAAUAUGAUUUAACUUAUUGUCGUGCAGAAACCAAUAUGCAUAUAUAUAAUGAACAAAUUUAGACCUUUGAACCAACUCGCAUAUAUAAUGAGCUGUGACCUUUGAUUUGCGGACUCCGAAUUCGAGCUGUAUUUUGGUGUCAUCUACAUACACACCCAAAUUUGUUUAGAUCUGUUGAAUCUGUUGAAUAUUUCCUAAGUUAUCAUGCGGAAACAACUCGCAUAUAUAAUGAGCUGUGACCUGCAGACUCCGAAUUCGAACUUAGCCUGUAUUUUGGUGUCAUCUACCUACUCACCAAAAUUUUUUUUAAUCCAUCAAAUAUUUUUGGAGUUAUUUCGCUGACACUAACUCGCAUAUUUAAUGAGCUUUGACCUGCGGACUCCAAAUUCGAACAUAGCCUGCAUUUUGGUGUCAUGUACCUACACACCAACAUUUUUUUAAAUCCAUUAAAUAUUUUUUAAGUUAUUGCGCGGAAACCAAGUGGGGGGACGGACGGACUUUGUCUGCGGGGGCAUAAAAAAUCUAUGCCAAAGGAUUCCAGGAGAUAUUUGUAAAUGCUUAGAAAUUAGCAAAAGAAGCAUCAUCAUCAUCAUCAUCCUAACAUCAAAUAGUUAGGUCUUUUUCCAAACAAUAAUACUCUGUCCCACAUGUUCUUAUCUGGGUUGGUGAUCUUCAAGGUAAUUUUUGUCCAGCUUAGAUUUCAUGAUUUCACAUAUGUUGCUGUACCAGAGCUAGAACAGGAUGUUAUAGUGACCAUUUACCUUCAGUUGGUUGGUUUUACAGACUUUCUCGUGAAAUCAGUGUUUACUGCAACUACUUUCUUUAUUACUUUUAUUAGGCUUCCCCAUAGAAUUAAUGGGUAACAUGCUGCACUUUUAAAUUUAUUCUUGUGCAAUUUGGAGUUUAAAGCUGAAAGAACUAUGGAUUUCUUUCCAUUGUAUUUCAUCAGUGUUAUGGAAAUACAGUUGUAGAAAUCAUAUUCUUAACAUGGACGAAAUGUUCUUGUAUUUCUAACUUCUUAUAUUUAUCCUUAUAUUGCAAGAAUUAUUGUGUGUAUGUCACUUACUCAGUUAAUAUAUUAUUCUUGUGUUGAAUAGUUAAUACAUGUAGUUCAUAUACAUGUACUGCUCCUCAAAUUAAUAAAUUUCCAGCUAGAAAAAGAUCUUGAAUAAAUAAAGUGCUUGAGAAAAGUUUGGAAUGAGUCUAACCAAUGUGAAUUGAUGUGUGUGUUAAAAGGUCAGAAACAAAUGUUUUGUAAGAAAAAAAAAGAAUGGUGCUAUGCAUGUAAAGGUAUUUCCAUAUAAUUUAUAUACUACAGGUAUUUUGGUAAUAAUAUUGAUUUUUUUUAUAUUAUUGUUAUUAACUCCUUGCAACUUUUGUGAUUCAAAAUUUUGUAAAAACUGUUAUGAAGAUAUUUGUUUAAAAUUUAAAGUCACUUCUGUUCACUUUAUAGCUGAACAGGAUCCUCCCAGAAAUAAUCUACUUUGUCUUGGUGGCCUUUUCACCAAAGCUAGUAUGUCUUGUUUUGUGACAUAUUUGAAAGUGUGUAAUAUAACUAUAAAAAAAACUUAAGAACGUUAAGAUUUCCCAAAAUGGAAAGUUAAAGUCCAUGUGAAUGAUAAAUUUGUUAGAGAUGAAGAGAAAAAUCAAACAAGCCAAACAAUUAAACAAAUCAUCAAAAGCUGAUGUAAAGUAAGAAAUCUAUAAAAUUUGAAUGUUUUGCUUUAGCAGUUUUAUACAUAAAAAAUAUGCAAAUGGGAAAGGUGGUGAUAUCACACAAUCACUAAUUUUUAUUGUAUUUUAUCAGACAAAAUAUGAAAUGUAUCAAAAUUUUCUUCAUGUAAUUUAAGAAUUGUAAUGCAAAAGCAUUUGACUGCUCUUUGAAUGUAGAUUGGCCCAUCAGUAAAGGGCUCAUUUAUAUAUUUUUUUAUUAAUUAUAUAUACUUGAUCUGUUCUUUUGCAUAUCCCUUGUGAUGUAACUAUUCUGUGAAAUGUAAGCAAAAAAUUUCAAGGAUAUGCUUGCUUUACUCUUCUCUAUCAACUUUCUUUAAGGGUAACCUUUAGAGGUCAAGUCCACCCCAGAAAAAUGUUGAUUUGAAUAAAUAGAGAAAAAUAAAACUAGCAUAACGCUGAAAAUUUCAUCAAAAUCUAAUGUAAUAAUAUUUAAUGAAAGCUAUGACAUUUUAAAGUUUGGCUUAUUUUUUCACAAAACAGUGAUGUGCACAAUUCAGUUACAUGCAAAUGAGACAGUCGAUGAUGUUCUUCACUCACUAGUUUGUUAUUGUUUGAAUUAUGCAAUAUUUCAUUUUUACAUAUUUGACAAUACGGACCAACAUGACUGAACCAUAUAGUGUGAAAUUAUGGUAAUUCCACAUGUUCAAGGAUUUGACAAUGGGGAGAAAAUUAGAAUAUUUCAUAUUUCAUGUAAUGAAAUACAAAAGAAAUAGUGAGUGGAUGACGUCAUCAGUCUCCUCAUUUGCAUACCGACCAGGAUGUGCAUAUAACCAUGUAAUAAGUCCAUGAUAUAACCGUUUUGUGAAAUUAGGCAAAACUUUAAAAUGUCAUAUCUUUCUUAUUUUAAAUCCGAUUUUGAUGACAUUUUCAGUGUUGUGCUUGUUGGAUUUUUCUCUUUCCAUUCAAAUCACGUUUUUUGUUGGGAUGGACUUGUCCUUCAAAUAUCAGUUGUAUGAUGGGGAUACAAACAUUAUAAAGUAGCUCAUUUUCAUGUAUUUAUAUGAUGUGAUAAUACUCUAAUUAUUUUCUGAAGUGAUACUUUUAGUGUAAAGGACCUUAGGCCAUUUUGGUUACAUUAGGUUCGCUUUUACACUUAGAAACAUACAAAUGGAUGGAACAUCACUGGUCAUAUUAAAUGAUGUCCAAUAUUGAAUUAAAUGUGUUAUGUGCCUAGGAUGUCAUAUACAUAUUAAGUACACGAAAAGAACAAUGUUAGAAGGUUGUUAUUGACUUGUAAAAGGUUUUUUUUUUUAAAGUACCAGUGCAGAGCUGCCAAGUAGUAUGAUUUUUCCGUAUUUAGUACGUUUUUGCAACCAAAGUACAGCAGUACGUUUUUUGUAUUU